Messenger RNA from Triticum dicoccoides, 1067 nucleotides. RefSeq lists its product as uncharacterized. The transcript is spliced from 3 exons. Lineage: Eukaryota; Viridiplantae; Streptophyta; Magnoliopsida; Poales; Poaceae. The record is from RefSeq and is a predicted model, not a curated record. Bases 34 to 870 code for a protein of 278 amino acids.
GAUGAUGAUGAUGCUCCUUGCCCCGUCUAUCCCAUGAGAGUGUUCCCUGACGCAACAGGUGCCUGCGUCCUUGGGCUCAACUGCCACCAUCGUAUCUACAGGACCCAUGACACUUCCACCACCCCAUCAACUCUUGGAAAGCGCACACCAAGUUAUAUGCUACAAUUAUUCUGCAUGCGUCUAUCAAGCUUUGAACCCUUGUAUCCCAUUAGUGUGUAUGGAAUAUUUGCCAUUCGGGAUUACUUGGACCCGCGACGGAACUACGUCUUUAACCGUCCCAGGGAUGACGCUGUCACGAUUGAAAAGAAGGGUUCCUUUGUCAUACCACUUUGUAGCCCUUGUCGAGGAAUGUAUUUGUUGGAUAAGGCUUUAGUAGAAGUUGAUCUUUGGGUAAAGAAAGAAGGGGAUGAAUCAGAUGACAAGCAACUACUUUCUGCAUAUGCUGAGAUUGAUGUACGGACUGAAGCUGAUCUCAUGCUUUAUGAACGGAUUUCUGGUGAUAAUUGCAAUUUGGACUUGAAAUAUAUAGUCCUUUCAGAAAGUGUUGAGGCUGUAAUACAAGUAUAUGCAAAGGUCAGCCAUCCUCACCAUGUGUUGUUCACUGCUUUUAGCACCGGAUAUGAUAACUAUCCUCUUCGUGGGGUUGUGCUGUUUGAUGACAAAUUAUUUGGUGAGGAAAAACUAUUCAAGCAUGUUGUCGCGGUGAAAGCAAAUGAAGAACUGCAUGUUUUUUUAGAAGUGAAUGGUUCAGUGUUCAAGUGGACUUUUCAAGAUGAACAUGUUGGAGCUGUUGUUUCUCCUGAUGACUCAAUCUUGGACUAUGGCCAGUUCUUCGUGAGGGUGUUGUUUGCUCCAAAGGAUUGUGAGUGAAGCUCAGCUCCAACAUUCUGACAGUGUCGCCAUUGGCUGAAAGCCUGAAGCUCGUGAAAAAAAGUGCUGUUGCUUUUCCUGGUCUUGUAAUUGCGUAACAGUUGAAUUUAUCUUUUUAAGCCCUCUUAGGCAGACAUUAGAAGUAUUAUAUUUUUAUAGCCUUAAACUCGUGAAAACAAGAGAAACCGUUGACUUUU